Molecule: messenger RNA, 3372 nt
Organism: Varanus komodoensis (Komodo dragon)
Lineage: Eukaryota; Metazoa; Chordata; Lepidosauria; Squamata; Varanidae
Gene: REM1
Product: RRAD and GEM like GTPase 1
Exons: 5
Coding region: 106-1056 (316 amino acids)
Biological process (GO): negative regulation of high voltage-gated calcium channel activity
Cellular component (GO): plasma membrane
Molecular function (GO): GTP binding; GTPase activity; calcium channel regulator activity
Source: RefSeq, a predicted model, not a curated record
ACAGCGGCCUGUCUCCCAUUAGCGGUGAAACUAGCGUUUGUGUGUGCGUAGAAAGGGGGUUCUCUCUUCUUCCUUUUCCUCUUGUGGAAAAACUAGUCCGAUGCGAUGGAAGAACUCAUGCAGAACGGGACCUCCCCGCUGACCCCGAAGAUGGCACUGAACGCCCAGCGAGGAGGCAGCACGAGUCCUUGCUGGAGGCGGGCCAGCACCCCACUUCCCGCCUCCUGUGGGCUUCGCCCGGGGAUCCUGAGCACUCGCCCCAAACUGGCACGACCCCGCCACCCACAGCUGGGACAGUCCUCGUCCUGCGAGCCCCAGGGGCACCUGCCGGAGCCACGUGGCAGCUGGUCUUCGGAGUCCUCGGAUGAGUCAUGGGAAUCGCUGUACCGAGUGGUGCUUCUAGGUGAUCCCGGAGUGGGCAAGACCAGCCUGGUCAACCUUUUUGCUGGGGUUCAAGAGAAGGAUUUGCCAGAACAGCAUAGAGAGGACUCCUACGAGCGCACCUUGUCUGUGGACGGCGAGGAGACCACGCUGAUGGUGAUCGACACCUGGGAGGCCAACCGCCGGCCCCUGGAGGAGGAGAACUGGCUGUACAAUUACUGCAUGCAGGUGGGCAAUGCCUACGUCAUCGUCUACUCCAUCACCGACCGGGGCAGCUUCGAGAGCGCGUCGGAGCUGCGCAUCCAGCUGCGCCGCACCCGCCAGGCGGAGAACAUCCCCAUCAUUCUGGUGGGAAACAAGACGGACCUGGUGCGCUGCCGGGAGGUUUCUGUGGAAGAAGGCCGUGCCUGUGCUGUGGUCUUCGACUGCAAGUUCAUCGAGACGUCUGCCGCCCUCCAGCACAACGUCGCCGAGCUCUUCGAGGGGGUGGUGCGGCAGAUCCGCUUGCGCCGGGACAGCAAGGAGGCCAACGACAGGCGCAUGUCCCUCUACAAGCGCAAGGAGAGUCUCACCAAGAAGGUGCGCCGCUUCCUCGACCGGCUGGUGGCCCGAAACAACAGGAAGGUGGCCCUCAAGGUGCGGUCCAAGUCCUGCCAUGACCUCUCCGUCCUAUAAGUGAGCCCGAUCCCACCGCCUCCGGCUCCCUCUCAUGCUUCCCGGGGACUCGGCCUCGGCUCCGACAUGUACACAGUGAUUUGCCAGCUCUCUUCUGUGCUAGUGUCUCUCGGGGCAGGAGGACCUUCUGGCAGCUGGGCUGCCGGGGUGGGCCCUGUGCCGGCACACGACCCCAGUGCCGCUCGGGGAGACGCUGCGUGGGUCGACUGCUCGGCCUGCCGACCCCGGGGCCUGGUGGGGAGGCAGCUUCGUGAACCAUGGCCUUGGUACAGGUCUCUGGGGGGUGGGGGGCCGCUCCACAGUGCUGGUCCUGGAGGAAGAGAGACGGCACUAGAUGCCACAUCAGACUAAAUGCCACAUCAGACUGCUCCGUCCCCCUGGCCCCAAAGACUUUUGAUGGUGCCUCCCUGGCUGCGCAUGUUCAGGUUCCCCGAUGGGAGUUGCGUUUCCAGCUUGCUCCUACUGCAUACCUAAAUUCUGUAGCUUAGAGGACAGAAGCAGAUCUCGGGUCAGGUGGAGGCGGUGGCCACUCUCCCCUCCCCCCUUCAGAAGCAACAUAACUUUAAAUGCAGAUGGUCCCACCAAGUGGGGAACGGACUACUUUCUGUACUGCAGAGGGUCUUCAGGAGAGUGGCCAAGGGGUGCAUUUGAACACAUCUUCCUGUGUGAGUGGAAGCGAUGGAGGGGAGGGGAGGGGAGGGCUACACGUUCUGAAAGAAGUGUCCUUUCACAGUUUCCUGGUACUUUACCCUGACCUCAGAUAGAUAAAUUCCCGAGAGGCGGAAAACAAAACGGAACAAACUGGAGAACCAGCAGAGGGGAGAAGCCUUUGGAUGCUUCCAGUGCCUUUAGCAGUCACAGUUCAACAGGCAAAGCCCUUCCUGUGUUGAAGGUGGGAGGGAAUCUACCUUGGUUGAAACUCGGCCUGCUGUGCAGCGGUUGAAGGCAAGGAAGCCCUUCCUGGAAAGUCGCUAAGAAGGGCUGUCCUGCUGGUGUGUCCCUGCCUGCAGCGCUUGUUGCAGCUCCCCCAGCAGUCUGGGGGCAGGUCCAGCCUGAGGGCUGCUCAUGGAGGUGCACGUGCGAACCGGGGUGCUAACCCCAAACUCUCAACAUGGCCAGCAGAUCUGCACAAAGACCUGGCUAAGGCCACUCAUCAUUGGUCCUAUUUUACAGAAGAGGAACACUGAGGCAAAAAGAGAAGGGAUGAGCAUGAGGGCAGGUAGGGCAGAAAUCGUGGAACGGCAACAAAGCUCUCAGUUUCAGUUACUGUAACUGAAGGAGGUGGGAGUCAGACGCUCUGGCCGAAUGACUGAGAGGAGAGACUUCAGCCGAUCCUGAACUCCUUUCUGUCCACUCCUGGUGCAGGAUAUGUUGGGGCCUGAAGUUUUGCAGUCGGCGUCUUUUUGUCAGUGCCCACCUAGCUAAAAUAGGAACAUGCCUGCAGUCAGGAGACCCCUCUGUUUCUGAGGGCUGAAUGGUGUCUGCCGUUCCACUUUGCACAGCUGAGGGGUCAAAUCCUUGAAGGUGGGGUGCAUCCAUGAAGAACUAGCAAGCUUUGUUGUCCGUUGAGUUGGGUCUCUGCCUGUUAAUUUUCCGAGAGAGAUGCUGGGGCUCAGGCCCACCUCGACAGGGAACCUGGGAUGUCCCCGCCCCAGAUCCCAAGAAGUCAUUCGUCAUGGCAAAGGGCGUGCACACGCACGCUCACAAUCCGUUCAGCAGUCUCCUUCACAACUAAGUGCUCCCCAGAGCAGUGAAACAGGUGCCGCCAGCUCACACAAGAUCAUUCUUCCACCCCUGAAAGAUUUCUGGUGGCACAAAGCGUCUCUGGGCAGCCCUCUGGACAGACGUAGGCCUCGCUUGGGCAUCUCAGGCUCAAAGGUCCCACCUUCCAAAAGUGGCCAGGGGCUUCCUCCACCAUCAGAACUGGACCUGGAAGCAGGUGCUUCUCUUAAACGUCAGCCUCCGCUCAAGUUGCUACAGGUGCCCUUUUAGCACAGCACAGUGGCUGGAUGCAUCCUCCCCAAGGUGUCCCGAUCGAUCGCUGGACACCUUUCCUGAGGACUUCAAAAGGGAGCGCUGCCUGGAAGGGGCUGGAAGAGUGGGCGGCCCUCAAGCCGAGGAAAAGGGCUGGGACAGGCAGCUGGUAGGUCGGGAGACAGACGCAGCAUCUGGAGAGUCUCUAGCAGAAACGGGGUGCAGCCGGGGAGGAGGUCUGCCCACGUCGCCUCUGGGGCCCUGCCGUCUUUAUUUUAACAGCCUGCUUGCUCCCUAUGGGCACCGCUUGUACAUUUGUAAAUAAAGCUACUACAACCUGGA